Molecule: messenger RNA, 423 nt
Organism: Entamoeba dispar SAW760
Lineage: Eukaryota; Evosea; Mastigamoebida; Endamoebidae
Exons: 1
Coding region: 1-423 (140 amino acids)
Source: RefSeq, a predicted model, not a curated record
AUGUCGAACAAACAAACGGAUAUUAAGACAAAAGAUGAAGUAGUCCAAAUUGAGAGGUGCACAACAGAGACUUAUCAAUUAAUGAAAAAGAUUAUACCAAAUUAUAAAAAAUUAGCUGAUGCAUGUGAAGGAUAUUUUAAAGCACAACUUGUAAUGAUUAAAGCUACUGACACUCUUUAUAAUUGUCUCGAAGCAAUGGCUGAUACUUCCUUAGAAGAAGGAGGCCAACAAACUCAUCCAGACCUUCAAGUUGGAGUAAAAAAUAUGUCUAAUGUAUUAAAGAUGUGGAAAGAAAAUUUAAUGUCUGUAUGUGAUGAAUUUAGAAGUACUUGUUCUUGCAUUAGAGGAGAUGUUACUACUUUCCCAAAAGAAAUUGAUGCUAAAGAAAAAGAAUAUAAAAGUCAAAGAAAAAGAAGCAGAUGA